This is a messenger RNA of Alternaria arbusti, 732 nucleotides long. RefSeq lists its product as uncharacterized. The record is from RefSeq and is a predicted model, not a curated record. The coding region runs from base 1 to 732 and encodes 243 amino acids. Gene Ontology annotation, molecular function: acyltransferase activity, transferring groups other than amino-acyl groups. NCBI's taxonomy places the organism in Eukaryota, Fungi, Ascomycota, Dothideomycetes, Pleosporales, Pleosporaceae. The transcript has a single exon.
AUGACUUAUCAACAGUCCUCGACACCGUUUUCGCGGUUCGCCCUCGUCACACCACGACUCAUCAUCGUACCUACCCCAUUGGCUAUCUCAAUCCCAUCUUAUGUCACUCUUUUCGCGAACCUCCUCGCAGAUACGUCAUUCUGCGAGAUGGGCUUCGGCGACAAGUUUCCCGUAGUGAAGCGCACGCAAGAAGAAAUGCAUAAGUCGAUCGCUACACGAGACAUUGCGCAGUGUUGGGAGAAGAGGGGAUUGGGCACUUUCGCAGUUGGCUGGCGACCGAAAGAGUGGUCUGACCGUGCGAUGGGCCGGUCUUUGAAAGAUGCGAGCGAGAAAGUUCGGAUCAUCGAUGGAGAUGAGAUGGAUAACGUCUGCGAAACACUCGGCGCAAUCGAAUGGCUAGGCUAUACAGGCGUACGAGACGCAACGACAACUUCUCUUCCCCCACGCGACGAUUCGGACGAUCCGCUACCACCAUGGGAAGAGAUGGUCGAAAUGCUCUACGGUGUCGCGCCGGCGUAUUGGGGUCAGGGUGUAGCUCGCGAGGCUGCGGAAGCAGUCAUGCAGUGGGCCGCAGCGGAGAAGGGCGUGAGAAGGUUCAUCGCUGAGACGGAAAAGCUCAAUGCGAGAAGUGGAAGAGUGUUGGAGAAGAUGGGGUUUAGGAAGAGUGGUACGAAGUAUUGGAAGAAUGAAGAUGAGUUCGAGUGGGAGAUGGAUGCUACGAGCUUGAUGUAG